CUUAGCUUGUGUGUGUGUCUGUACCCAAGGAGAUGACUGUGGGGAGGCCUGCGGGAGUCUCCGGCGGUGCUCGGAGCCUUCAGAUAUUUCCCCCGAAAUCCCCCUCAGACAGAGAGGCAGAAGAGGAGCUGUCUGGGAAUGGGCUGGUUUUGUCGAGGGCUGGCAAACUUGAUGAGUUCCUCAGCCUAGAGGAGACAGAUUCUACUUCUCCUGACUCACCUGGGAGCUUUUAUGAGACCCUGAAAGUGCUAAAGCAGAAAGGCAGGUGGUGCCUGUCAGAAUCCUCUCACGAGUCUGAGCCAGACAGUGAUGAGAGCCUCUCUGAAGAUGAUGAGGACCUGGAGAGUUUCUUCCGAGACAAAGGCAGGGGGAAGCCACAGGCCCGGGACCCCGCGGCUCCGAGGUGUGGCUCCACACGACGCUGCAGCUCCCUGAGCAACGUACCCUCCGACAUUCCCAAGUUUCAGUCCCAGUCGCCUGCAGGCUCCAGGCCUCCUGCCCAGCACAGAAGCAUCAGCUCCUGGGCAUCUUCCAUCACCGUCCCUCAGCCAUUCCAUAUGACGGUGCGCGAGGCCCGGAGAAAGGCCCGGUGGCUGGCCUCACCUGCCUCCUUCGAGCCUGAGAGGCAGCAGGCCCAGAGGCAGGGCCAGGAGGAGGCUGAGUGCCACCGGCAGUUCCGGGCACAACCGGUGCCUGCGCAUGUCUACCUGCCCCUUUACCAGGAAAUCAUGGAGCGUAAUGAGGCCCGAAGGCGGGAAGGGAUCCAGAAGAGGAAGGAACUGCUCCUCUCCUCUUUAAAACCCUUCAGCUUCCUGGAGAAGGAGGAGCAACGAAAAGCUGCUCGACAGAAGGAAUUCACUGCCACUGCUAAGGCCGAGGUCUCCAAACAGAAAGCUACUAGAAGGAUUCCCAAGUCCAUUCUGGAGCCAGCCCUUGGGGACAAACUCCAGGAAGCCGAGCUCCUCAGGAAAAUCCGCAUCCAGAUGAGGGCGCUAGACAUGCUCCAGGUGGCCUCCUCCCCCCUCGCCACCCCCAGUGGCACAGCUAACCCUCGGCCCCGCACGGCCACGCGAACACAGGAGGAAAAGCUUGCGUUUCUGCACACUGACUUUGAAUUCCAGCCUCGGGUGAAUCCUGCUGUCCCUGACUAUGAGGCCCUUUACAAGGCCUUCCAGAGAAGAGCUGCCAAGGGAAGGGACACCCGAGAGGUGACUCGCAACAAGCCCUUCUUGCUGAGAACCGCCAGCCUGUGUCGCACUAGGCGGACCUGUGAUUCUGCCACCACUGGAGGGAGGGAGGACUCUCCACAGAUACCUGCCACACCCCGGCCAAGGAGUCGUUCCCUGAGUGGCCUCACUUCCCUCUCCGCCAACACCCUGCCCGUGCACAUCACAGAUGCCACCAGGAAGAGGGAGUCUGCAGUCAGAAGUUCACUUGAAAAAAGGGACAAAGCAGAUGAGAGCACUCAGUGGCUGGAGGCUCACAAAAAGCAGCGUCAAGCCAUGUCUAAGUCUGUGGCCUUGCGUGCGAAAGCCAUGGACCCCCACAAGAGCCUGGAGGAGGUGUUCAAAGCAAAGCUGAAGGAAAACCGGAACAAUGACCGUAAAAGAGUAAGAGAGUAUAAGAAAGAAUUGGAGGAAAUGAAAAAGAGAAUACAAACAAGGCCCUAUCUCUUCGAACAAGUUACCAAGGACCUUGCCAGGAAAGAAGCAGAACAACGGUAUCGAGACACCCUGAGGCAGGCGGGGCUGGACGAAGACUUUGUGAGGAACAAGGUGCGGGGCACCAGGGCUGUGCAACGGAAGGAGCAGUCAGAAGUCCACGAUUACCGCAGCACCCAUGAAACUACAAAACGAGGCAUCAGAGGUCCACAGCAGGAUUUGGAAGAAUCUCUAGAGCAGCCUACAAGCCCCAAGAAAGAACAGGAGGAGCUGUCUUAUGAAUUGCUAGAUAAUCUGAAAUCACUUGCCUAACCAGCGCUCUUAAAAUUACUGCUGUCCAGUACUAUGAAGCAGCCAGUGUGGGGUUCGAUCAGUAAAUCCACGUGGAGCAGCUCAGGGUGGAAGGAGCAGAGCCGAGUUGUGUCCUUACUUUGUGCCUCGCACUCAGAUGUGCGGACAGAAGGGCGCAAGCCUCAACGCCCCCAAGGGCUGGUCAGAAAGUAAGUGGGUCAGGUGGGCCAGCUGUGAGACAACAGCAGGAGCCUCUGCUGGAAUACGGACCUAGAUCAACUGCAUUUUCAACAGAUGCCAGAAACCCACACAUUGGCAACUAAUUUAAAAAUGCCCUGGAUGCCCUGGCUGGUGUAGCUCAGUGGAUUGAGCGCGGGCCUGCGAACCAGAGUAUCGAGGUUCGAUUCCCAGUCAGGGCACAUGCCUGGGUUGUGGGCCAGUUCCCGGCAGGGGACAUAAGAGAGGCAACCACACAUUGAUGUUUCUCUCCUUCUCUUUCUCCUUCCCUUCCCCUCUCUCAGAAAAUAAAGAAAGAAAAUAUAUUUAAAAAAUGCCCUGGCUGGUGUGGCUCUGUGGACUGAGUGCCGGCCUGCAAACGGAAAUUUCACCAGUUUGCUUCCUGGUCAGGGCCCAUGCCUGGGUUGCGGGCCAGGGCACGUUAGGGGCAAGGCAGCCAGCUGAUCGAUGCCUAUCUCACACACUGAUGUUUCUCCCUCCCUCC
Molecule: messenger RNA, 2673 nt
Organism: Artibeus jamaicensis (Jamaican fruit-eating bat)
Lineage: Eukaryota; Metazoa; Chordata; Mammalia; Chiroptera; Phyllostomidae
Gene: FAM161B
Product: FAM161 centrosomal protein B
Exons: 9
Coding region: 33-1973 (646 amino acids)
Biological process (GO): cilium organization
Cellular component (GO): cilium
Source: RefSeq, a predicted model, not a curated record